GGGCUAUUAUUUCCUCGAAGCAUCAUCGCCACUUUAAUGCCAUACCGACCUCGACCAUGUCGUCGUUGUUGCUAGGGUAUGUGCGACCACGACGAGACCGGGAGAGAUGGACUGACGCCAUCCACACCACACCCACCGGCUUCGUGCUCGUGUGAUUGUUCACCAGCUUCUUCUUCUUCUUCUUCUUCUUCGCAGAUCGCGAGAAAGCGCACCGAUUUCGCAGUUGACGCGAGCAUGCUGGAAUGGCGACGUCCUCACGCAACGUCGUGGUUUGCGACAAUGGCACUGGGUUUGUCAAGUGCGGAUUUGCAGGGGACAACUUUCCAGCUGCAGUGUUUCCAUGUCUAGUGGGUCGACCUAUGCUGCGCUACGAGGAAGAUCUUGGAGACAAUGAAUUGAGAGACAUAGUUGUGGGAACUGCAGCUUCCGAACACCGGCAGCAGCUGGAAGUUACUUAUCCGAUCACGAAUGGCAUUGUGCAAAACUGGGAAGACAUGGGCCACAUAUGGGACCAUACCUUUUACAACAUCUUGAAAGUGGAUCCUUCAGAAUGCAAAAUUUUGCUCACGGACCCACCUCUGAACCCUACCAAAAACCGCGAGAAAAUGAUUGAAACUAUGUUUGAGAAAUACAAUUUUGGCGCUGUAUUUAUCCAAAUCCAAGCAGUCCUUACUUUGUAUGCACAAGGGUUGCUGACCGGCUUGGUUGUCGAUUCUGGCGAUGGCGUCACACAUGUGGUACCGGUGGUGGAUGGAUACUCAUUCCCUCACUUGACCAAGCGACUCAAUAUUGCGGGGCGUCAUAUUACUUCUUAUCUCAUCGAUCUCCUACUUCGGCGCGGGUAUGCAUUCAAUAGGACAGCAGAUUUUGAGACGGUCAGGGAGAUUAAAGAGAAACUUUGUUAUGUAAGCAUCGAUUACAAGCGUGAACACCAACUUGCUCUUGAAACGACAAUAUUGGUUAAACAAUAUACGUUACCUGAUGGGAGAGUAAUUAAGAUUGGCUCAGAACGUUUUCAAGCUCCUGAAGCUCUCUUCUCACCGGAGUUGAUAGACAUGGAGGGUGACGGGUUGGCUGGCGCUGUAUUUCGCUGUAUUCAAGAAAUGGACAUUGAUAAUCGCAUGUCGCUUUACCAACACAUAGUUUUGAGUGGUGGAAGCACAAUGUAUCCCGGACUUCCUAGCAGAUUGGAGAAAGAGGUUCGUGAACAGUUUGUGCGUGUUGUCCUGAAAGGGAAUAGAGAGGGUCUCAAGAAAUUGAGAUUACGAAUUGAAGAUCCACCUAGACGGAAACAUAUGGUUUAUCUAGGUGGCGCUGUCCUUGCUGGAAUUAUGAAGGAUCAACCGGACUUCUGGAUCACCAAACAGGAAUAUGAAGAAGAAGGAAUGAACUGUUUGCGAAAAUGCGGGCAAGCCUAGAGGACGAGUCUCACUAUUUGCCUUCCCAGAAAUACCGUCUUCUCUUAAUCACACACGAGUUCUGCUAUUCCUAGAUGUACAUGUCACACAGGCAGAACUUUAGAAGUGCUGCAGACCUGCAAGUCUUAUAUCGAUUUAAUGUUAAUCAUUUAGGAAGGUUGAAAUGCCAGUAAGUGUAUGCUCAACACUGGUAUCUAUUUAGAGCUAAGUUCACAUCUCAGCGUCACGUACGAAUAUUUGUAGGUGAUAGUAUUCGCAAAAGUAAUUGUUGGUGAGCAAGACGAGAGCUUUCCUUCCUUCAGCUUGCAUAUCAUGCAGUGAAAUAUUGGUGUUAAUAGUUAUUGCAAUCCUUUAUUACAGCGUAUACUUUUCUAAACCAGCCAGUAUUAGAGCAUAUUGGCAGCUACGUGAGGUCUAAAAUCGAAUCACCUUCUGUGGAUGAUACGUGGAAUUGAAACUUGGGAGUACCUACACCUGACAUAUUCAUUA
Messenger RNA from Physcomitrium patens, 1907 nucleotides. RefSeq names its product actin-related protein 2. The record is from RefSeq and is a predicted model, not a curated record. NCBI's taxonomy places the organism in Eukaryota, Viridiplantae, Streptophyta, Bryopsida, Funariales, Funariaceae.